AUGGCGUAUCAACCAGUUCGCCAUCAGCGCGUAAUAAGCGCAGACAGCCUGACUCCUCUCACAGCGGCCAUAGAGCCUCAAGCAGGGGAUGAUAACCACAACAAUCACCAGUCUAUCCCAUAUGUCAACAUCAACGACCUGCAAGCUGCUAAUACCGGCGCCGUUCCUCAACAACCAGACCAGAUACACCCGGUUCAACAGCCUCUAUACGCCGACCAGCAGCAAUUUUAUGACUACCAAUACAACAAUGGCAACUACCAAAGCCCUCCGGUCCAACAAGUGCCCUUCGAAGGCCAAUAUCUCACCCAAGAUGGCUUUUCUCCAAACAAACAACCAGCAACCUUCGCCGUCUCUCCCAUGUCCGCUUCCCCAGCCUCCUGGGAGAAGGAACGAAAGCACACCAACCGACAGUCCAACGUGAGCACUUCCUCCUCCAAGUCCGACAGUAAGCUCUCAGCCAUCUUUUCCAAAAACGGCACCUGGACCUACGAAACCAUCAGCAUGCUGGUCGCCCUGGGCGCUGUCGCCUCCAUCAUCGCCGUCCUAGCCACCUACGACGGCCAACCCCUUCCUUCUUGGCCUCACUGGAUCACUCUCAACGCCGUCAUUGCCAUUCUAGCCACCGUCGCCACAGCCAGCAUGAGUGUCCCGCUAUCAAGCGGGCUGGGACAGCUGAAAUGGAUUCGCUUCAAGCAAGGCCGGGCUCCGCUAAGCGAUAUGGAGAUCUACGACGACGCGAGCCGCGGCGCCCUCGGAGCCGUGAACAUGCUCGUCCGCGCGCGGGGCGGAUUCGCGGGUAGUUUUGGUGCCGUGGUGAUGAUCGUUGCGCUGUUUCUCAGCCCUUUUGCUCAGCAGAUCGCUACUUUUCCCACACGGAUGGUCGAGAACCCGUCCGGGGCAGUCAACUACCGCACCGAAACGUACGGCCUGGCCCUUCACGGCAAGGGAGAGCUCGGCCAGGCUUUUGUGCCCAUCCUGCCCAUCAAGGCGGCCGUGUAUAAAGGUCUCUUCGCCGAGGACGGUAGGCCAUGGAUGGGUUUGCCCUUUCAAUGUUCAACAGGCAACUGCACGUUCCCGCCUAUCGAGACCUUAGGUGUAUGCCACAAGUGCGUCGACAUGUCCGAGUACAUGACGCGGUACUGCCCUCCUGGUAUUUCUAAUCAAGACGACUGCGGCUGGCAAUUACCCUCGGGCGCCGCCAAACUCAACUCCUCAGACCACGUCUUCGGAAUGACCUCUCUUUUUCCCGGCUCUGCCACAGGCGACGCUACUUACAGCACCAUCAUGAAACUCAUCUUUAUGGGCACCGAAACCAACGCCACCGGCCCUGGCGUUCUCUCCCCCUGGGCAACACAAUGUUCCCUAACCGUCUGCCUCCAAACUUUGACCUCCAACAUCACCAACGGCUUCCUCCACGAAUCCCAUCUCGACGAGCCCAUCACCAACGACACAGUCCCCUCUUUGUCCUCCCUCUCCAGCAGCAUCAACGCCCUCGAGCCCUUGACCAUCCAAUCCCCCACCAACUCUUCCCUCACCUACUCCAUGUCCAUGCAAUCCAUCUUGGCCAUGCAAUCCUGGUUUUCCCGCUUAUUCGCCAACGGCACUGCCAGCCGUAAUCCCAACUACAUCAACCAGACCAUCUCCAAAUUACCUUCUUUAAACUCCUCCCCCAACGUCGUGGUAAACCUAACGGUCGGCAUCUCCUCGGGCGAAACCUUCUUCGACACGGACAUCGUCCAGGCCUUUUACUGGAACUACUACGAAUACCCCUCCCCUUCGUCCCCGCCCAAGGGUCUAGAAAUGCUCAUGUCCGACCUCGCCGUCGCUCUCACCUCUACUUUUCGAACCCUGACUGCCGUACCUAUCAACGGCACCUCGCUUAGCUACGAAACCUUUGUGUCCGUGCGGUGGGGCUUCGUGGCGUUACCUGUCACGGCGGUGAUUCUCGCGGCGGUGUUCUUGGGGUUGGCGGCCUGGGAGACCAAGAGAAGCGGGGCGAGCUUGUGGAAGACGAGCGCGCUGGCCAUGUUGUUCCAUGGCUUGGAUGAGGAUGCGAGGGAGCGGUUUGAGGAUUUGAGGAGUUUGGAGGCCAAGAAGAGGGAGAUGAAUGAAGCAUAG
Messenger RNA from Neurospora hispaniola, 2118 nucleotides. RefSeq lists its product as uncharacterized. The coding region runs from base 1 to 2118 and encodes 705 amino acids. The transcript has 2 exons. Lineage: Eukaryota; Fungi; Ascomycota; Sordariomycetes; Sordariales; Sordariaceae. The record is from RefSeq and is a predicted model, not a curated record.